UUGAUGUCGGGACUCCUUGCCUUGUCUUGGGCUCAAAUGAGCUGUUUGCUGUUGUAGGGAAACAUUAGUCCUCUACCAAGCAGCCAGCCGGGGGACGACACAUCUCAACUUUUUUUCCUGUAUGUGGUCGGGGUUUGUACACUUUUGGAGGCGCCCCACACAGAGGAGAUAUCACACAGAGAGCCCUUAAUUCUUCCUUUAUUUAUACUUUUUUUUUUAGUUGUUAUUUCUAAGUGUGUAACAUCGCAAAGGGAGGUGGGAGAAGUAGACAUGCCUCAGCUCAGCAGCGGCGGUGGGGACGACCUGGGAGCGAAUGAUGAGAUGAUAGCGUUCAAAGACGAAGGAGAGCAAGAGGAGAAAAUCCAAGAAAACGCGUUCACGGAGAGAGACCUGGCCGACCUCAAGUCCUCCCUGGUGAACGAGUCGGAAAUAAAUCAAAGUCCGAACGCAGCGGCGGUCAGACGGGGACAGCAGGGCGAGCAGAGGGGCUUCCCAGAUAAACACCGGGAGCAUCUCGACGGAGUGUCGAAGCAGCAAGAUGGAGGCAUGUACAAGACGCCGUCGUAUGCGGGGUACCCGUUCCUUAUGCUGCCUGACCCCUACCUCCCCAACAGCUCGGUUUCUCCAUCUUCCAACAAAGUGUCGGUGGUGCAGCAGUCUCACGGGAUGCACCCGCUGACGUCCCUCCUGCCCUACAGCAACGAGCACUUCAGCCCGAGUCCUCCACACCUGCCCACAGACAUGAGCCAGAAGACAGGCGUUCACAGGCACCAGUCCCAGGACCUCUCAGGGUACUACUCCCUCCCUCCAGGCGGUGUCGGCCAGAUCACUCCCUCCAUGAGCUGGCAGAGCCAGCCAGUCUACCCUGCCCUGUCCCCCUGUGGAUUCAGGCAGUCCUACUCCUCCAACCUCUCCAGCGCCUCCUCCUACUCCAGGUAUCGUAGCCUGCUGGUCGGACCAAGCCGGACCGAGCCAAGAAAGUUCCCUCACUCUCUGAUGCUCGGCCCGUCAGGCAUGCAUCCUACAGGGAUCCCCCACCCAGCCAUAGUGCCCCCUACAGGCAAACAGGAGCACGAUCAGUAUGACAGGGGCAUGUACGUGAAGCCACAUGUUGAGGCCAAGCGGGAGAAGGAGCCCAAGAAGCCGGUUAUCAAGAAACCCCUGAACGCCUUCAUGCUCUACAUGAAGGAGAUGAGGGCGAAGGUCAUCGCCGAGUGCACAUUAAAGGAGAGCGCUGCCAUCAACCAGAUUCUGGGACGAAGGUGGCAUGCACUGACCCGAGAGGAACAGGCCAAGUACUAUGAGCUGGCCAGGAAAGAGAGACAACUCCACAUGCAGCUCUACCCGACCUGGUCUGCCAGAGACAACUACGAGGCGGGCCUUAGCGGGGUCGCAGGGGAAAAGAGUAAAGCUGAUUGGGGCAAAAAGAAGAGGAGAAAAAGGGAGAAGCUGCAGGACUCCAACACAGACCCGGGCUCUCCUAAGAAAUGCCGGGCUCGCUUCGGCCUCAACCAACAAACGGACUGGUGCGGUCCCUGCAGGAGGAAAAAGAAGUGCAUUCGCUACCUUCAAGGAGGAGGCUGCCCCAGCCCAACUUCUUCAGAUUUAAGUGCUAUAGACUCUCCCCCCUCCCCUUCCCCCGCCCGCCACCGCCUGUACCAGCACCAGCUGCCCCCCUCCCCGGGCUGCUCCCCACCACCCACCUCCCCGUCAACGCACCUCCCCUUGUCCCCGCCGACACACACACGCUCACACACGCGCUUACCCCUGCAGCAGUCCGCCGGCAAGCGAGGCGACCUCCGUCAGCCCGCGACCAAACACACCCACACACACCUGGAACUGACCGGCAAGCAGACGCACAGCUCGACGACGGCGCUGUCGGCCGCCAAGGCCGCAGGACUUUCUCUCAAAGUGCUAACAGAGUCUCAGUGAUCGCUCCGGGCCGCUCACAUCCCCGACCCUGUUCACCUCAGCUUUGUCCAGAGCCAUGAAGAUCAUCUUCAUCACCUGCCUUCAUUCUCACAUUUAUCUAUACCCACUGGGGUCCUUUUGUUCGAUUAAAAUAGGAGUGGCAGGGUGGUGUAGUGAUGAAGGGGGAGCCCAUCCGCCCUGCUAGAUUGCCCAGGAGUAAGAUUCUAGCUGUGUCUCAGUUCAGAGGCUGGAUCUUCCAUUGUGCAUCAACAACAACAAGAUCAGGGAGGCAGAUUCCGUCUCAAAGCCUCCAUCACAUGGGCAGUUAUUUAAUCAAGACUGCAGGCAAUCCUUGUCAACCUGAAGGUCUGGAAAUACUUGGCAGAUAUGUGGGUCAGGUGAUCACCAGUCACUGGGAAAUUGCCAUCAGCCUGGACAUGGUAAUAACUUUAGCUACAUUUGGUGAUCAGUAAGAACAACUUCCUGGUCAUGAACAAGGCUGUUCAAUGAAGGCUGGGCACACUCUUUGUCAGCAUACAAGCUAUGGGGUGUGACACAUGCACAAUGUAACUGGAGCUGCGAUGUUGGAGGGUUACAGCAGACAGCACUAGAAAUAAAGGGAUGGUGUCCAAGAACUUUUGAGUACACUCAAUGGAUGCUGGCUGACAUAAAACAUUUGCAUAUAGAAAGCAUUUGUUUUGGUCUUUUAUUACGGGCUUUUUUAAUAAUUAGAGAAUUGUAAUUCUCACUUUUAUCUUUGUUUUACACACAAAAAUAUUCCGACCCAAAGCUGACCGGGGACGCCUCAGUAAAAUGAAUCAGUCAUCCAUGAUGCAGACCAGAUUUCACUUGGCAUGUGUUUGACCUCAUUGGUAAGGCAUGAUAUGACACUGUGACAUCCUUGGUCAUUAACUUGGAAAUUAUAUAUUUUAAAGAGGUUGAUGAGGAACACCUGAAUGGACCUUCUUCACAGUGGACAUCAUGACUUGUCAUAGCAGGAAAAGCACUGGUGAAAGCGAUAACAUUAACAAUCAGUUCCAUUAAGUGUCCUGGUGUGCCAGUAUACACCAUUUCAGGACCUCCUCUAAGUGCGAGACAGUAAUCAUUCAUGUUUUUGAAAUACACCUGUGCAUUUCCUACUGUGACGUGUCAAAAUGCCUGCCAUGACAAAAGUCUGUGUAGCAGAGCCUAUAGCCUCAUCCUUGGGAAGAUCCAGCCCCUGAGCCCUGCCACUUGUACAGAAGCAGACCAGUUCUACAAAGUAAAACUCCUUAGCCCCGCUCUGUGCUCUCUUUAAAGCCGGCCAUGUGCUUUGACCUCUAUGACAAUCACAAACAAAAUUGGACAUGAGCUUUUGUUCAAUGAAUCAUAUCGUCACACUCUUCUUCCGAGGCCACAGUGUUGUUACACACGCUUUCCUCCACAUUCAAGGGUUUACAUACGACCAUCACAGCUGUCACAUAUCCACCACCAUCACUCAGAGGGGGGGCAGAGACCAACACCCAGCCAGCCUGACCAGCAGAACCUCAGCUCCAAAGAGAGGGACAAUAUCACUUUGUUUAGCUGCCAUUUUGUUUUCACUGUUUGACUUGAGUUUCAUCCAUAUCCAAACAUUUCCACAAUUUUUGCUCUCAGAUAAGAAAAAAAAAAAUAAGCAGGUGAAAAAGUCUCUCACAUGACAAGUAUCCCCAACUGCAAGUUACAUUAUCUCUUUUAGGCACUUUCAGGCUCAGUCUCUCACUAUAUCAACCGUUACAUUUUCUUCUGUUUCCUCCUAAUUUUUGGUAUUUUUGUAUGAAUCUUGUGAUUUUUUUUUUUUAAGGUCAGAUAUUUUGCUGGCGGGGAAACCCUCAGAGAAAAGACGAGGGAUUUUUUUUUUGUUCUCCUGGCUUUUUUCUUUUGACUGAACAUUUUGCAGCUCUGUAAACUUAUGAGACCAAAUGGGUACUAUUAUAUUGCAUUGUGUUGUAAAGUUUUUUAAAUGUCAGAACUCCCUAUUCUAAUGAAACUUUUAUAUGUUUUUAUGUAAAAAAAAAAAAAAAGUGGAAUACCUAAAAACAAAAAAAACCUUUUAGUUUCUACCAUUUCUUAAAGCAAUACAUUUUGUUUGUCUUCUUGUGCAGAAUUUUACUUUUUGUUUUUCAGUCAAGUGUUACUGCAGCAGCGUUAAAAGAAAAAAAGAUAUCUUGUGUUCUCGAUCUGUGCAUGUUCCAACUUCAGUGUAACAAAACUAGAUUUUGACUUAAAAAGGCUUUAAUUUACCGUCCUGCUUGCAGCUUCACUCAGCUUCCAAUGCUGUGGACAAACUGUAAACUGAGCUUUUUGUACAGCAAAACUGUUUUUCCUCCAGCAGAGAGAGCUCUUGUGCUAGAAAUAGCUUGUUUUAUUUCGAGGAUGUUCACGUCAGUAGUGGGAACACCUCUGAGAUGUCUUUUGUAUUUUUUACCCCUCAGACGCCUCUGAUGUAUUACUUGUUUUGUUUGAUGUAUUAAAGUGUUUUGAAUAUCUCGUCCAUGUCUGCUGUUGUUAAAACACAAGGAAUAUUUUAAGAUUAUAGUGAGACAAUUUGUCCCAAAGAUGGUCAUGCCCUGCAGAGCCUUCCAAACAAAAAUGACACACACCAGCCUUUUUAUGCGUUUUAUUUACUCCUUCAAUAAAUGUUUCAUCAUCCCCAAAACCCCCAGCAUCAGAGCUUAAUCUGAGAAAAGUUUCCAAUUCAAAACAACAUGAAUUAGGAAGGAGUUACUCGAUGCUGUGCGACAACACACAAGUACUUCCAAAGUCCAGAGGACGUGAUGCAACAGAACAUCUUUCCACCUCAAACUUCACUUUUCCUCUAAAAACAGCCCCGUCCUCUCUGAACAUGGUUUCACAACAAAUGCAUUUACAGAGCAAAAAAUAAAAUAUUCACCCUUUCAUCUCCAUUGUCAAAAAAACCAUUUUUAUUUAAUCAAUUAACCUAAAAGAAAA
Molecule: messenger RNA, 4881 nt
Organism: Epinephelus moara (kelp grouper)
Lineage: Eukaryota; Metazoa; Chordata; Actinopteri; Perciformes; Serranidae
Gene: tcf7
Product: transcription factor 7
Exons: 13
Coding region: 271-1932 (553 amino acids)
Biological process (GO): canonical Wnt signaling pathway; regulation of transcription by RNA polymerase II
Cellular component (GO): beta-catenin-TCF complex
Molecular function (GO): DNA-binding transcription factor activity, RNA polymerase II-specific; RNA polymerase II cis-regulatory region sequence-specific DNA binding
Source: RefSeq, a predicted model, not a curated record